Miscanthus lutarioriparius is the source of this 360-nucleotide messenger RNA. NCBI's taxonomy places the organism in Eukaryota, Viridiplantae, Streptophyta, Magnoliopsida, Poales, Poaceae. The record is from the annotation of a GenBank genome assembly.
AUGGAUAAGGGUAAGAGCAUCAUCGUCAACAUGGAUAAGGGUAAGAGCGUCAUCGAGGAACCAGCGCUGCCACUUCCAUUGGAUGGCUUGGAUGCCCAUGACAUGGUGCCACCACUUCCAUCGGGUGGUUUGGGUGCCCAUGUCCCCGUGCCACCACUUCCAUCGGGUGGCUUGGGUGCCCAUGUCCCCGUGCCACCACUUCCAUCGAGCGGCUUGGGUGCCCAUGUCCCCAUGGCCCAGGAUUCGGUUUUACUUGACAUAUCACGCACAAGCAUGCUAAGACAGAUCCUUCCCAAGAUAGGCGCGGUUAUUCGCACCGAGGGAGCAGUUAAGGUGGAUAGCAAGAAAAUGAUGGCCUAG